Molecule: messenger RNA, 2179 nt
Organism: Erinaceus europaeus (western European hedgehog)
Lineage: Eukaryota; Metazoa; Chordata; Mammalia; Eulipotyphla; Erinaceidae
Gene: C2H5orf15
Product: chromosome 2 C5orf15 homolog
Exons: 3
Coding region: 49-831 (260 amino acids)
Source: RefSeq, a predicted model, not a curated record
CAUGACGCAGAAUCUAGCCACCGCGCAGGCCGGCUAGUUAAGUCCGUUAUGGCCGCUGCGGCCCUGAGGAGGAUGAGGGGGUCGGUGCGAGAGAAGCUGCCUCCCGGACUAGCCCUCCGGAUACCCGGGAGGUUGACGCGGCCGCUGGUGCUGGCGUUCCUGCUUGCGUCCGCCGUGUCUAGUGCUUUAUCAGAGAAUAAUUUGCCAAAUGGAACUACACUGAAUUUAGAGAAUUCUGCUACAAAUAGGAGUACUUCAACACAUGAAAGUCAAACCAAAUCUUUUACUUCCCAUGUUAGCACCCCUUUUCCUCCCACAACCAGUACAGAGAAAAGUGGAGGUGCAUCUGUGGCCCCUCACCCCUCCACUUCAUCUCUGUCCCAAGAGGAAGCGGGUAACAGUGAAGAUCCUAGCAUGGAGGAAGAGGGGCUUUUCGUGCUAAACAGUUCUCCAUCCACUGCCAAAGAUACUCUGGACAAUGGAGGUUAUGAAGAGUCAGAAUAUGACUGGACCCCCAGUGCCAGGGAUGAUGAGGACUUGGAAGAAAACAGAGACAAUAAGGAAACUGAGCAGUCCGGGAGAUCUUUUAAGACCCCAUCUUCAAACAUAGAAGAGGAAGACAGCCAUUUCUUUUUUCAUCUUAUUAUUUUUGCUUUUUGUAUUGCUGUUGUUUACAUUACAUAUCAUAACAAAAGAAAGAUUUUCCUUCUGGUUCAAAGCAGAAAAUGGCGUGAUGGUCUUUGUUCUAAAACAGUUGAAUAUCAUCGUCUGGACCAGAAUGUUAAUGAGGCAAUGCCUUCUCUGAAGAUUACCAAUGAUUAUAUUUUUUAAAGCACUGUGAUUUGAGUUUGCUUAUUAUAUAAUUUUAUCUGCUUGACUUUUUAUAUGUUAUUGAAUAGAUGAUUGCCAUAGGCAAUUGGUACUUAAAUGAGAGGUGGGUCUCUCUUUAUUUUGCCUUGGUGCUUUGGAAACUCAGUGUCAAAAGGAAUAUAUAAUUUUUUAUCUACAUUUUUAAAGCUGAAUUCAAUCAGGUUUCCAAAAUGUGGAGCUAAGCAUUACCUGCUAGUCUUUAUUGUUUUUGAUUUCUUUAUUGCACUUCUUCUGGAAGUCUUUGUGACUGUACUUCUAGAAGAUCUCAGACUUGUAACUAAAUUUUAACAUAUCUAGUACUGCUGACUUAGAUUCUUGUUCUGCCAUUCAAAUACUAGUUUUAACAACACAUUUAUUUGUUCUCCCUAACUGUGAUGUAUAAGGAUGUUUGUAAUAAUGCUUUGCAUAUAAUAUUUUUUUCUUCCAGGGAAAUUGCUUUGGAUAUUUUUGGAUAAUUUAAAUGUAAGAUUAUAAAAUUGCUAAUUAUGACCACAAUUUUAGGUAAUGCAGUAAAUAUGUCUAGAAAUUCUGGCAGUAGAGAUUCUGCAAUUUAAAACAAACAUAGGCAAAUGGUUAGACAGAUCAUUUUUUGGUUUGAAUUACUGAACUGAAUAUAAAAGUAGCAGUUGUGGUAAGCUGUUAAACAUACAGUUGCUUUUAGUGAGCAAUUGGUUAUAGCACUGGUUCCUCCAAGCUUUCAAGCAAGGGGUAGAGUUUAAAAUGAUAUCAGAUUUGUUCACUUUGUUUUUUAUUUUCUUAGUAAAUCUGAAUAAAUCUUAGGGCUGAUUAUCAUUUAAAUAAUACAUCUAGGUCUUUCAAAUUAGAAUUUUACCUGGGUGAAGUUGUUUGUGUACAUAAAGAAUAUAUAGGUACACUGAUUUCUUUUUUUCUUUUGGUACUUGUUUUAUUUUGCCUUAUUUUUUGGGUACCAACUGGAAGUUAUUCCCUGUAUUUCAUUUAAGUCUGUCUCUCUCUCAUAAAGAACCGAUCAAGAUGUAAAUAUGUGAUUUGAACCAUGGUUGACUUACAAGUGUCACUACAACUUUUUAGAAAACAUGACUCCUAGAAUAAGUUAAAUGCCCACAUACAAAGCCUGGGUUAACCAUGGCCAUGUGCUUUGUGUAGAGAUGAAAAAAGCAGGUCAGUUCAUCUUUUCCCUUGAGUGGACAGUUUACUGCCCUAACAAGUAGAGGAAACAUGUGGAAAUACACCUGAACUAUUUCACUGUGUUUUUUUUUUUUUCAUUUUUGAAACUGUAUUAUUUAAUAUUUUGAAUAAUAAAAAUAAACAGCAAAGAAUAAGUCCACGA